Molecule: messenger RNA, 2283 nt
Organism: Phytophthora sojae
Lineage: Eukaryota; Oomycota; Peronosporomycetes; Peronosporales; Peronosporaceae
Exons: 4
Coding region: 1-2283 (760 amino acids)
Molecular function (GO): protein binding
Source: RefSeq, a predicted model, not a curated record
AUGGAGCUGGACGGACAAGAUCUGAGGUGGCUUGAGUCCCAUGACUACUGCCCGUGGGGAACUCAUGUGUCCCGGUCGCUAGAGAGGAAGGAUCCAGAGCCCCACGAGAUUUACAGCUUGUCUGGCGCUCGUGCGGGGACUCUAAACGGCCACAUCGCGGUGAUAGUCGGAGGCAAGGAAGAGGUGCCGAGCGAGAGCUUCACGACUGUGUCACGCCUCGAUCUAUUUGACCUGAACACCACGAAAUGGCUGACUAGCUAUGAUGUCCACGGUGAGCUUACUCACCGUAUCGGCCACACCGUGGUGACACUUGGCGAGAAGGCUUACACCUUUGGUGGUGAGCCGAUUGACAGCUUCGAGUCUUCGCAGCAACAGUUGAUCGGAGAUAUAUUCGAGAUCAGCUAUGAGAACAGCGUUCUCUACUGCACGAAUAUCUCUCCCAUCAACGGCGAUGGUAUCGAUCCCAAUGUCCCUCCAGUCCCCGCUCCUUGCGGUCGAGCAUGGCAUGCGAGUGCCCCAGUGCGCUAUCGGGAGACCCCGAACGAUCCCGAAAGCCCGCAUACCCAAUGCGUACUCGUUCUCGGAGGGAAGAACUAUCAAGGUGCAGUCUUGUCGGAUAUCUGGCUACUCACUGUGAAUACUGCAGGACAGAAGCCUCGCUGGAUACAGCUUUCGCCCACUGGCAAUAGUCCGCUGCCUUUGGCGUUCCACAACGCUGUAGCGAUUGGAGAUAGUGACAAAGUCGUAGUUUUCGGGGGCAGACAGCACUCGGACCCUCUCAGCGCAGCAAUGAAUACGGGCAUCCACGUCCUGGAUCUAGCAUCCAACACGUGGGCAUCAAUAACGACGGAAGGCGGUAGUCCGGAUAACUCUCCGACAUUGCGAGUUCUUACAGCCCGAUGCUGCGCCACCGCUCUAGCGUUGCAGCUCCCUAUUGACGAGGAGACAGGAAUCAUUCGCCGAAUCAAAGACGGCGACGCCGACGUGAAGCCUUGUGACCCUCAGGAGGGCAUCCUGAUCUUUGGGGGGUUCUCUGAGUACGACCCAGCGCUGAGUUCAUCGUCGAUGGUCAUUCUGGAGCCUCUCCGUGGUCAUAUCCGCGAAGUUCAGGUUUCCACAGCUGGGAUCAAGAGCUACAUGGGUCAUGCUUCGGCUGUGCGUCCUGACAAGAGAGGGUUCUUCCUCUUCGGUGGCAUCCCGAUGCCAGAAUACGUCGACAAUGGCCCGUGGCAGCAGCAUCUUGACUCGACGACUGCGCUGGACUUUUGGGAAACGCCGGCAGGCUUCCCCAGCGAGGCAGAAGAGGAAGACCAGCGACAAGUGGCCGCAAAGCCGAUCAAGACCAAGACCCUAAGCAAUGGGGACGUGUACGUCGGAGAGAUGAACACGGACCAGACGCAGCGUCACGGCAAAGGGAAGUGUUUGUACGUCAAUGGAGACGAGUACGACGGCGACUGGUGCGACGACCAACGCUGCGGUCAAGGUGUCAUGCGAUAUGCCAGCAGCCAAGACGUGUACGCUGGUCAGUGGGAAAGCGACCAGCGCCACGGCUUCGGGAUCUACGAGUAUCACCUGCCGGAGACUCAGCAUGGCGGUGGUCGCCUGCCCAUGAAGUACGAAGGCCAGUGGGUGCACGACCGAAAGCACGGCGCAGGAACACUCACAUAUUCCGACGGCACGCAGCUCGUCGGUUCUUGGGCCAACGACGUUCUCGACACGCGUGAAAAGAGCUGCCUUGAAGGGUACGACGACGGUCAGAACGGCUCGUGUCGAUAUGUUGGUGAAGUGAGCGAUGGGGUCCCUCACGGCCAAGGCGAAAGUCACCACCACGCUUCAGGCGAGGUGUACGAGGGCAGUUGGGUCACCGGUCGUCGUUCUGGGCACGGAGUCGCUACGCUGCGCGACGGAUCGGUGUACCGCGGUGAGUGGCGCAACGGUCGACGCAACGGCUUCGGCAUGUUUGACGAUGCUCGGACUCGCGCCCAUUACGACGGCAAGUGGGUCGGUGGUGUGCGCUGCGGCCGCGGGCUGUGCAAGUACACCAACGGGUGCUCGUACGACGGCGACUGGCUGGACGACGUCCGCCACGGCAACGGCCGCUACACCUUCACCGACGGCUCGUGCUACGACGGCGCGUGGCUCAACGACAAGUUCUGCGGCGACGGGUCCUUCAUGCUCAGCAUCGAGGACAGCGACACCACGGCCCAGCAAGGCCUCAGUGACACUAAAAAGAACGUAGAGCCGUGCGCACCAGGCGGCGGCACUACAUCGACUCGACUCUAG